AUGCUUUUAAAUCCACAGCUUAUACUGAAGACUUGAGAAGUCUGUAUAUUGCAAAUUAUGCUACAAAUUUACAGUAUAUCAAGAUGCUGUCGCAGCGUUCAUUUUGGAGUAAAUUCAACAUUGCGAUAUUCAACGAAACAACACAAUCAGAAUACUGGUAGAAUUGAGUCUAUCGCUGAAGUAGAAGAAGCUGCAUCACACACUGCAGUCACGACGGAUGAAGAAGAUUCUCAAUUUGAAAUUCCUAAACCUUAUAUAGAUGAAAUCAUUUUGAAAUCAAGUCAAUUUAGUACAACACAAAACUCCCGUCUUAAUUUAAAACGUUUUUAUGCAGAAUGGAAGAGUAAUCUAGAAAAUUGCAAAAAUUGGUCUGAAAUUUGGACUGCUCCCGCCCCUUUUGAUCCUCAUAAAUUUCCUUGCGAUAUAAGAAUGGGGUCUGAGAUGAAUCUGGUGCCUAAGCCAGGUAAAUAUGAUAACAUGGAACUAAUGAAAGCAAAUUUUCUUCAUUUAACGCCCCCAGCUAUUAAAAACAUUGUGAAGAGAUUGAAAAAAUUCUGUACCGAAUGGCCUAAAGAAUUAAAAACGGACGAAGAUUGUGAAAGAGAAUUUCCAGUCGAAAUUCGUACGAUUGAUUAUGUACGUUCUGGCCAAUCGCAGCGUAAUCCUGCCGCUAGAAAAGUGAAAUUGAGGAUUCGUUUGUGUAAUCUAGUUUUGGAUCAGCAUGCAAGAUUGAAACUUCAAAAACUUGCAGGUCCAAGAUACAACAAGAAUACAGAUAUCUUAUCAAUUAAAUCAAUCAGAUGUCCAGUGAGGAAACAAAAUCGAGAAUAUCUUGAUUAUCUUCUUACUGUUUUGUAUUAUGAAUCUUGGAAAAUUGAAAAAUGGGAAACUAGAGAAAAUAUUAAUGAUGAGGAUGGUAUUUACUGGUGGAAAGAUUCAAAUUCAUACAAUAAUCUACUUCGUGUAUUAAAAUCUCACCCUGACUACAAAUCCCUAUUUGACGAUACUGAUUCUAAGGAACAAGCCAGUAAAAUAGAAGAUAAUGAAAAAGUUAAAAAUUAUAGAGAUGCUGUUGUGGGAUUGAAAAUUCCUGAACCAAUUAUGACACAAAAUGAUCAUAAAAGAAAAAUUGUAGAAUACAAAGAAGCCGUGAGAACAAUGUUAAAUCUUCCGCAGUUGUGUUGAUGAAGACAUUUUUUCUGUUUCAUAUUUUGCCACAAUAUGGAAUAGUAUAUUAUGUUCAGAAUAUGAAAUUAUGAUGCAUUUGCAUUCAGUAGAUUAUAUUGUCUUUUUUCAAAUUGUUGGCUUUUAUCUAAAUUUGUCCCCAUUCAGUGAAAGUAACAUUAUUUGUAUCCCAUUUCUCAUUGCCAAAUUUAGCAUCGAUAAAAAAUGAUUCAAUAAAGAUUCAACGUCAUGAACUGACAAUCUAACUUCUCUAAAAUACUAGCAUAAAUAUAGCAUAAUGAAAGCAGCAUGUGUGUGGCAUUUUAAAAUACUUCAGUGGUAAUUUGCUAUAUUUUCCGAUAAUUCCAAUUCUUAUAUAUUUGGAUAAGAAGUCAAAGGUAUUUGUCAUUUACAGCUCUUAUUUUGAACCUUAACUUGUUUAGCUUCCUCAUUUUGCUACUAACAAUUUGACAAUCAUUUCCACCACCCUGAAACCGAGUAUGUGGCUUAAUAGGGACUUAUUCUCCGGGUAUGUGGCUUAAUAGGGACCUAUUCUGAGCCAUGUCAUGAAAACAAAAUUUUUGAAAUUAGCAUACGUUAGGGUUAACAACUUAAAAAGACAAUUGUCUUACUUAGACUUUCGUCUUGUUUAUUUUGUCUUAUUUAUUUUCAGA
Molecule: messenger RNA, 1838 nt
Organism: Styela clava
Lineage: Eukaryota; Metazoa; Chordata; Ascidiacea; Stolidobranchia; Styelidae
Product: small ribosomal subunit protein mS35-like
Biological process (GO): mitochondrial translation
Cellular component (GO): mitochondrial small ribosomal subunit
Molecular function (GO): structural constituent of ribosome
Source: RefSeq, a predicted model, not a curated record